Scleropages formosus (Asian bonytongue) is the source of this 5295-nucleotide messenger RNA. It is a transcript of the gene dpysl2b, whose product is annotated as dihydropyrimidinase like 2b. Gene Ontology annotation, molecular function: hydrolase activity, acting on carbon-nitrogen (but not peptide) bonds, in cyclic amides. The transcript has 15 exons. Bases 476 to 2431 code for a protein of 651 amino acids. Lineage: Eukaryota; Metazoa; Chordata; Actinopteri; Osteoglossiformes; Osteoglossidae. Gene Ontology annotation, cellular component: cytoplasm; cytosol. The record is from RefSeq and is a predicted model, not a curated record.
CUCCUGGUCCUUUUUCCCUCCGUCAUCCCCCCUCCCUCGCGCCUGCUUGUAACCCCCAGCUUUAUUGUAUCAUUGGUGAUUUCUCCAGCUGACUGUAACACGCUCCCUCCACCCUGAUUACAGCGGGUUCCCGCUAUAAUUAUUAUCAACUUAUUUCUUUAUUUUUUCCCCGGUUAGGUGUGGCAGCGCGCGACCGCACGCAACAGAUGUCAGCCGUCGCCACAGUCCUCGCACCUGUGUGAUGUUCAUGUGUGACGGGUGCGCGCGGCCCGACAGCGAUCGCUCCUGCGUCUCGGCUUUCUAGGACCAGAACCCUCGUCGCGUGCGUGGAACCGGCGGGUUGGCUCGCGCUGUACCCACAGCUUUCUUUCUCGGAUUUUUGCGGCAGGGCACUCCACCCCCCCUCCCCCCCCUCGGAGACCCCCUGGUUCCCCCCCCCCACACACAAACAGACACACACAGCUCAUCUGUGAGCAUGUCGGCCGCCGAGGACGUGCCCGCCUUCUUCAGGAACAUGGGCUCCGGGAGCCCGAAACCCCGGCAGAAAUUCUGCGGCAUGUUCUGCCCGGUCGAGGGGGCCGCCGAGAACAAAACCCUGGACCUGGACUCGCUGUCGCCGGCGCGCGGGACCCCCCGCAACGACGGGCGAGUCAUCGACAGGCAGGGAGACAUCGCUAGUCAGUGCGGCGCGAGCCGGGUGGAAAUCCGAAGGAGCACGGGCAAGGAAGCCCUGCAGAACCUCGGGGACCAGAGCGACCGUCUGCUCAUCAAGGGAGGGAAGAUUGUCAAUGAUGACCAGUCUUUCUAUGCAGACAUCUACAUGGAGGAUGGUCUGAUCAAGCAAAUCGGGGAGAACCUCAUCGUUCCUGGCGGUGUGAAGACCAUCGAUGCUCAUGGCCGCAUGGUGAUGCCGGGGGGCAUCGAUGUUCACACCCGCUUCCAGAUGCCUGACCGUGGCAUGACUGCAGCUGACGACUUCUACCAGGGCACCCGUGCUGCCCUGGCGGGGGGCACCACCAUGAUCAUUGACCAUGUGGUUCCAGAACCCGGGUCCAGCCUGGUGGCAGCCUUCGAGCAGUGGCGGUCGUGGGCUGACAGCAAGUCCUGCUGCGACUACUCCUUGCAUGUGGACAUCACAGACUGGCACAAGGGCAUGCAGGAGGAGAUGGAGAUGCUGGUCAAGGACCAUGGUGUGAACUCUUUCCUCGUCUACCUGGCCUAUAAGGAUGUUUUCCAGCUCUCCGACUCCCAGAUCUAUGAGGUUUUCAGCGUGAUCCGCGACCUGGGGGCCAUUGCACAGGUGCAUGCUGAGAAUGGGGACAUUGUGGCGGAGGAGCAGCGUCGCAUCCUGGGCUUGGGCAUCACUGGUCCUGAAGGCCAUGUCCUGAGUCGUCCAGAAGAGGUGGAGGCGGAGGCAGUGAACCGCUCAAUCACGGUAGCCAACCAGACCAACUGCCCGCUCUACAUCACAAAGGUGAUGAGCAAGAGCGCCGCCGACGUCAUCGCCCUGGCCAGGAAGAAAGGUUCCGUGGUGUAUGGGGAGCCCAUCUCCGCGAGCCUGGGCACUGAUGGCUCUCACUACUGGAGCAAGAACUGGGCCAAGGCUGCUGCCUACAUCACUUCACCACCCCUGAGCCCUGACCCCACCACGCCCGACUACCUCACCUCGCUGCUCUCCUGUGGGGACCUCCAGGUGACGGGCAGCGCUCACUGCACUUUUAACACUGCCCAGCGUGCUGUGGGGAAGGAUGACUUCACCCUCAUCCCUGAGGGCACCAACGGCACCGAGGAGAGGAUGUCCCUUGUCUGGGAUAAGUGUGUGGUCACAGGGAAGAUGGACGAGAACCAGUUUGUGGCUGUGACCAGCACCAAUGCGGCCAAGAUCUUCAAUCUGUACCCGCGCAAAGGCCGCAUUGCCGUGGGCUCCGACGCCGACCUCAUUCUGUGGGACCCUGACAUCACCAAGAUCAUCUCCGCCAAGAGCCACAACCUGAACGUGGAGUACAACAUCUUCGAGGGCAUCGAGGUGCGUGGUGCCCCCCUUGUAGUCAUCAGCCAGGGCAAGAUUGUGCUGGAGGAUGGAAACUUGCACACCACCGAGGGCUCAGGUCGCUACUUGAGCCGCAAACCCUUCCCGGACUACGUCUACAAGAGGAUAAAGGCUCGCAGCAGGCUGGCUGAGCUGAGGGGGGUCCCACGAGGUCUCUAUGAUGGGCCCGUGUGCGAGGUGUCCGUGACACCCAAGGCAGUCACCCCGGCGUCUUCGGCCAAGACAUCCCCCGCGAAGCAGCCAGUGCAGCCGGUGCGGAACCUGCACCAGUCUGGGUUCAGCCUGUCUGGUGCCCAGAUUGAUGACAACGUCCCACGACGCAACACCCAACGCAUCGUAGCGCCACCUGGUGGGCGGGCCAAUAUCACUAGCCUGGGUUAAGCUGCCUGAGAACCCCUGGUUCACAGGGGCAGGAGGGGUGGCAGGAAGGUCCCCUAUAGAAACACCCUGUCCCCCACUCCCUUCUUUCACCCUGAACACCCCCACCCCCUUCACUACCAUACUCAAAACGUUUUAACGAAUGAAUUGCCUCGUUAAGCAAAAAGUUAGUUUUUUUUUUUUAAUUGUUUUUUUUAUUUACAGCACUGUCCACAGAUUACGCACCUUUUCUUUUCCAAGGAAAAGAAGUGAAAGGAGACCGGAGAGUGGUUCUUGAACAAAAUCAAGUUAAUGGCAAAAUCGCGGUGUGGUCUUUCAACUUUAGUGUAACAAGUAAAGGUGUCGGUUUAUUUCAUUCCUUGGUUGUCUUAUACUUGGUACAGUUUGAAGACCAAUAAGAAGUGGUCUUCAGAUGACCACAUGUGUAUUGGUUUGACUAUGAGUCUCAUUCCUGGUCAUUGAUCGAACUCUGCAUUAAAGCCCCUGUUGCACAACAUUCCAUCCAUCAGUCCAGACUGGUACUAACACAGACACAUUGAGAUGUUCAAACUGUGGAUCAUAUUUAUCAUCUUUGCUUAAGUUGCAUCUGACUUGUUAAAAUCCAUGUCUGAUGCAGUUUAUACAGACCUCAGUUGUGACAUGCUCUACAUCUUCUCCAGUUUUGCUUCCCACAAACCAUAAAAAAGGCCAUCUGAUUUAUUCCUGGAAGCAAUUUGAAAACUCGACUCUGACGUGGGCGGUUGUUGAGCGCUGCUGCCUCCAGCUCCAACGGCUUGCUGAGUCCUGAAAGAUGUUACUUUUGCAAAUCAACAUGAGCUGCACACAAGGAGAAGCAUAAAACACAGUGGGUUCAGGGGGCUGAAGCAACAGCACAGCUGGGCGUUGUGGACCUUGGCCUCCGCAGCAGCCACCAGACACCUCUGUUAUCAGACACUUGGAAAAGUGCUUCGUAGCGGAACGCUGAUUUCUCUCAAAUUCCAGCCAGACCCUAGUGUUUGAGGACCUGGUCUGUCUGCAGACCCCUUUUAAAGUUCUUAGCUUAUUGUAAGAGAAUAAUAUUAAAUAUAAAGCAGAAGAUUGACUGGUUUCUGUAGUUGAGAAGAUUAUGAAAAACAGAUUCCCUUGUUCUGCCUCUAUACGCUACUGAAAAAUUUUGAUCAUUUCAGUGUUAUAUGUAUCAGUGUUUCCACUGUUUCUUUCGAGAGUCGCACAAAGGCUACCGGACUGUUUCUUAGUAUUGGCCCAAAAGCCGACGUGGGAAGUACGCACGUGUUCCCUGUCAACUUCUUACAUUAAUUCCUGAAUGCGGCCUUAAACAGUGCUACUGCAGUGCUUUUUUUUUCUUUUCUUUUUUUUGAAACUCAUCCUCCACCUGCCCUGUCCAUGUGUGUGCAUGCUGGGAAAAAAACAAUGGCGCAUGCGACCCACUGUGUAACCAUUCUUAGCUUCAUCCUCCAGUGAAAGUUUGCACAGAAAGUGAACCGCGUUGCUUAUGGUGUGUUUGCAGGAGUUCUCUUAAUUUUGCCAAGUGUGCAGGUUGUUAAAGAAGGCGUCGCUGUUGCUCACGAGACGGUUGCAAGUGAAUGCCAGUACAGGCAUGUAGGGAAGUGAUGGGGGGUCCGUAGUGAGUGUGGGGCGCAGUGUGUGCCGGUUGUAGGGGGCCCAGCUGUGGACAGAAAGUUGUUGCUGUACAGUUCAGGAAGAAAACCACAGGCAACCCAACUGUGGUCCGCCCAUGGUGCAAAAAGACAUUUGUAACCUUCUGUUGUGAGUUCACUUGUCUUGUUUUUAGAUUUGUUGUCUUUUCAACAACUCGGUGUUGUGUUUGUACCCACACUGAGCACACUGGCCAACAAAUUGUGAGGAAACACAGGAGUCUCUGACGGGAGGACAGCACGGGGUUAAAGAAACCUGUCCCUCCCGUCCUGUUAGCUGGAACGUUGAACAUUUCUUUGCAAUCUGGCUGAAGGGGAAAACACCGGCUCUCCAGAGACCACCAGUAAUUUUUGCUUUCUUUUCCACCCGUCGUUCCCAUUUCCCCGGCUCUUGAAUUGUUGUAGUUAGACCGUUGCCAGGACAACAGGCUCUUGAGUCACUCUGGGCCCCCCUUGCCUGCCCAAACACUUUGUUUGUCAUGACGACAGAGCUGGAUCAGAUGUCGCCCCUAGCAACCCUUCUGGACCUGGUGCUAUUAUAUCAACACAUCCUGGGCGGAGCCCUAUGUGGAAGCCACGCCCAUUGUGCAGAUUCCCAUCGCAGAGUGGGGGCCAGCUGAUGAACAUGCCCUGUCCCGCAGUGGCCUGGUGCUUUCCCUUGUGCCAUUACGUUAGUUAGCUGUUACAACUUCAGUGCCUGUCUGAUCUCUCAGUGUAUUUUUGUACUCCUCAUUUUGUUGAUGGUGCGCACGCAUGAACACACACACACUCUGCGCCUGUGGACGUCUCCCAUUUUCCCCCCAUGCCCUGUGUCUCCAGCUCGUCCACAAGGCUGGGACACAGCGGAGAGCGACCCAGGGAAGACGGCCAGCUGUUUGCAGCUGCUAUGAGCUCAUCCUGAGACCCCCCCCCCACCCCCGCCGCCCCCGCUUCCCGCCCGCCCCACCCAACCUUGCGCUUUGUUAGCUCCCAUGUUCUUCUCUGCCACGCUAGUAUGUAAUGUAAGUACAGCGCAGAUCCAGUGAUGUUUUUCCAUUUUGACCCCAGAGCCAGUCCCCCUCCCCCCCCUCCGCUGUGGUUAAAGUGAAACUGUUGGUGAUGUAUGUUUUUCGUAAAGCUAUCGGGUUUGAGGACGCUUGUCUCUCUGAAAGUGUCGAACCCUCAUUGAUGGUUGCUUCAAAUGAUUUAAAAGAUUAAAAAGCAAAACAAAGA